AUGGCAGACGAUUCUCGUCAGCCCUGCAGGCGACGUCGAUCCUCCAUCUCCGAGCGCAUCCAGCGUGCGCUCCACGGCGAUCGGUCCGACAAGGUACGUAGUGUACCCACCAGUAUAACCAUCUCUGGACUAACGGGGUCAAAGAAACACCAGCGCUUCACAUCAGGCUACAAUACCGCGCAGCAGCAGGGCAGUCAGUCGCAGGUACAGCCUCAGACUCGAGACGGGACGCUUCCCCAGGCCGAGGCAGCCAACGCCCACGACACUUCAGCAGGCUUCUCGCUGCAGGAUGAAACGGUGCGUAGCUCGCGCACAUACUCGUCACAAACCUCUCGUCUGCCUUCGACAAGUACACCCGGCUCGAGCCCCUCGGUUCGACCAGUACGCUCCAAGGACGAAGAGACAGCACUCCAGCACCCAGCGACGCCGGAAGCGAAGAAGAAGCUCAAGGAUGAGGACAAUACCAUCUGCUCCUCGCCCACCUGGAAGGACACCGUCCACCAAGAGAGGCGAGCCACCAAACGACUGGAAACGGAGAGAAAAGACCUGGAGAAGCGUCUGAUUCAGCUGGAAAAGUCCCAGGCCAGACUGGAAAGUGGCAUUCAUGAGAGAAACUCUCGGCGCUUGACGAAGAAGCAGCCCCUGGACGGCUCCCAGCGAUCUUCCAGUGCCAAUUCCGACAGACCUCGGUCAGCGAGGUCUUUCACAGCUUUCUUCUCGGGAUCCCGACGGUCAUCCCAAUCGCGAGCCAGCUCUGCGAGUGGCAACGACCGGCGCCGCUCUUCUGAUAGUGGCUAUCAGGCUGAAGGAAGCCCCCCUACUCUACCGCUAUUGUUACCGGAGCGAUUUGGCACUGCGGUAUCUCGAGAGCUGGCAACUCGACAUGGAACAACGCUCAUCCCGACUCACCAGCUGCAACACUCCCCUCGCCCAUUGCACCAUACCCCAGCCAAGUCGGACGAUCUUCGAGAGAAUUGGAAGAUGGCGGAGGCGUGGCAGAAACAGAACGGUGGCUGGGAAUCGGGCGAUAAUCUGACCAGCUACCAGGAGGACCUGGGUGCGGCGGCUGGUGCUCAUCCAGUCGCUGAUACCUUCCGGGGGAGAGACAACCCUCACCCGUACACGCCACCGACCCAUCCUCCUCCUGGGGACCUCGACCGCGAGAGGUUCACUGCGAGUCUUAGACACGAAAGAAAGGUCUCGGAGACAGCCCAGCCUCCGGUUUCUAGGACUCCACAGGGCACCGCAGCAGACCUUUCAAUACCGCGGCUUAUGCGAAAGUCUCCACAAAGCCAGAGCCAUCCGCAGUCUGCUGAGCCUUCUUCUACCCGAGUGGCCACCGCUCGCCAACUGAAUGACCUUGCACAUGCACACCCGGAGAGCGCACAGAGUCCAUCCAACGUGAAAGUGCUUCCCCUCUCUGCUUCUGUGCCUGGGAACUCGAUCGGCGCCGUACCCAAGAAACGCCGUGGUGAUCCCAGUCUACACGUGCAUCAAAAGGGAUACAAGUCUUCUCCUUUGUCACUGAAUUCUUUUACAACCAACGACAUUGACUGGAAGAAAGAGGGCAAGACGCCCGCGGCCCCAACGCCACCGCGCUAUAACUAUGAGCUUGUGCCGCAGCCCCUUCGGGUAAACAACUAUGACGAGCCCCGGGGACGGAAUCGACAGCAUCCAUCUACUUUACCAUCAGAGAUGGUUCAGACCCAGGCUAAGGAGAACACUCGCGAUGACCACCGACAGUCGCUCAAGGGCCCGAUAGAUAUCCCGGCUGGCAAUGUCAAACCUCACCAGCAACGGUGGAAUCCCAGACCCAUGGCCUUUGACAAACCACAGCCAAUAACAGCAGACGUCCGGCCUCCUUCGACUGUAAUUCCCCCACAGAAACAUCCAGGCCGGCAAUCCGCACUCUCGGAGAACUCUCCUUAUGGCCGAACAGGCAAUGAGAGCCAACAGAUUCCAACUAUCCUGACGACAAAGGCACCCGCCACGCGCUCGCAGGAACUCGUGCCCUGGGCUCAUCAUUUGGCCACUGAAAUGCCGGGGAGUAUCUCCUCACCCAAUGUGUUGAACGGCCGAGGCCACAGUCGCUCCUCGUCUGGUGCUUCCAGCUAUGACACCGCCGACGAAGAAGUCCUCGACACACCCAACCACCCAGCGGAUCGAAAGGGACAUUCUCACACCAUGCCCCCUCGUGAGCCCACCCGCCCAUCUCCGCCUACGCAAUACUCUCCUCCCCCGACGAGAGAAAUCCAAAUCACCCCGCCUAGCCUGUAUGGCAACCCACCUGUCGCCCGAGACGGCGUGAUAGCAAUGAUGCGGCGGACUCCGGUCCAGGAGGUAACGCAGCCCCAGCAAGACCAGCUCGUCGCCAAAUUAUUCGUCAUCUGCUGCCACUGCCGGUUCUGGCACGACCUCCCGUCCGAACUGUACGCCACACUCGCCUGUUCCGAGCGUCUCCCAUCCGAGUCCCGUCUCGUCCGCACGUUUCCGCGUCGGAGCUCACUCGGCCGCCGCACUUCGCUUCGAAAGUCUGUCUUUGGGGGAAUUUCUGCGGACCAGGCGGUGCGGCGCUUGUCCAGAGGGAAGCAGGGUUCCUCGGCUCAUAUGCAGAUUGCCAAGGGUGGUGCCCAGUCUGGAGAGCCUGCUCUGGCUCAGGUGGCCCCUCUGCAGUGCUGUUGGUGUGGUCAUAGUAUGACGAGGUCCUGCUGUCAGGGAUGGACGACUCUUGUGCAGAUGCGCGAGAGGCACCACUAG
Messenger RNA from Penicillium canariense, 2757 nucleotides. RefSeq lists its product as uncharacterized. Bases 1 to 2757 code for a protein of 918 amino acids. The record is from RefSeq and is a predicted model, not a curated record. NCBI's taxonomy places the organism in Eukaryota, Fungi, Ascomycota, Eurotiomycetes, Eurotiales, Aspergillaceae. The transcript has a single exon.